This is a messenger RNA of Sus scrofa (pig), 1931 nucleotides long. It is a transcript of the gene NHERF1, whose product is annotated as NHERF family PDZ scaffold protein 1. The record is from RefSeq and is marked provisional. NCBI's taxonomy places the organism in Eukaryota, Metazoa, Chordata, Mammalia, Artiodactyla, Suidae. Gene Ontology annotation, molecular function: signaling receptor binding; protein-membrane adaptor activity. Gene Ontology annotation, biological process: protein localization to plasma membrane. Gene Ontology annotation, cellular component: apical plasma membrane.
GCGGGGCGGGGAUUGGUCUGAACGUUGCGAACUCUGCUCCCAGCAUUUCGCCGCCCCGGCUCCCGGGACACCUGCUCUCUCUCAGGUCCCGCGGCGCCAGGUUUCCCCUCCGCUGUCGUUCUCGCCACCCCCGCCCGCAGGGUAGGGAAAAGGGUUGGACCAUCCCGUCUCCGAACUCUGCUUCGCGCCGCUGAAGGCGAGAUGAGCGCGGACUCGGCGGCCGGGGCACCCUUGCCCCGGCUCUGCUGCCUGGAGAAGGGUCCGAACGGCUACGGCUUCCACUUGCACGGGGAAAAGGGCAAGGUAGGCCAGUUCAUCCGGCUGGUGGAGCCCGGCUCGCCGGCCGAAAAGUCGGGACUGCUGGCCGGGGACCGGCUAGUGGAGGUGAACGGCGAGAACGUGGAGAAGGAGACCCACCAGCAGGUGGUGAGCCGCAUCCGGGCCGCACUUAACGCCGUGCGACUGCUGGUGGUCGACCCCGAGACCGACGAGCGGCUGCAGAAGUUGGGCGUCCAGGUCCGGGAGGAGAUGCUACGCGCCCAAGAAGGGCCCGGGCAGGCCGAGCCGCCGGCCGCCACCGAGGCGCAGGGGGCUGACAGCGAAAAUGAGCCGCCGGCCGCCACUCCGGAGCCGCACGAGGCGGAGAAGAGCCGUCAGGAGCCACGUGAGCUUCGGCCUCGGCUCUGCGCCAUGAAGAAGGGCCCCAACGGCUAUGGCUUCAACCUGCACAGUGACAAGUCCAAGCCAGGCCAGUUCAUCCGGGCAGUGGACCCAGACUCGCCCGCUGAGGCCUCAGGGCUCCGGGCCCAGGACCGCAUCGUGGAGGUGAACGGGGUCUGCGUGGAGGGCAAGCAGCACGGGGAUGUGGUAUCUGCCAUCAAGGCUGGUGGGGACGAGGCCAAGCUGCUGGUGGUGGACAGGGAGACGGAUGAGUUCUUCAAGAAAUGCAAAGUGAUCCCGUCUCAGGAGCACCUGAGUGGUCCCUUGCCCGAGCCCUUCACCAACGGCGAGAUCCAGAAGGAGAACAGUGGGGAAGCCCCGGCCGAGGCAGCCUCCGAGAGCCCCAUGCCCACCCUGGCCAGAUCCACCUCCAGUGACACCAGUGAGGAGCUCAAUUCCCAAGACAGCCCCAAGAAAGAGGACACGGCAGCCUCAUCUACCUCCUCCUCCUCCGACCCCGUCCUGGACUUCAACAUCUCCCUGGCCGUGGCCAAAGAGAGGGCCCAUCAGAAGCGCAGCAGCAAACGGGCCCCGCAGAUGGACUGGAGCAAGAAAAACGAACUCUUCAGCAACCUUUGAGCGCCCCCUGGCACCAGCCACCAGGAAAGCUGGCAGGGCCAGGCCCGCAGCGCCACACCCCAGCUUAUCUCCUCCUUCCCACUCACCCCCGAAUCGACAUACCGAUCAGCACCAGCACCCCUUCUUGGCAAAUCUGAUUUUUCUAGAGAAUUAUGUUCUUCCCCUAACUUGCGGGAAGGUGACCCCUUCUCCCCCCCACCGGGUGCUUCAGCCUACCAGGUGUUCCCUGGCCACCGUCUGGGGACAUCUCUGGGACCUACGCCGAACAAGGAGCAUGGGAUUGGGCGAGAGGUCACCCUCCCUCACGACCCCAAGUGGUGACUGGGUCCGGGAUUGAUCAAGGACUCAGCAACAUCUCGAGUGGACAGGGGGGCAUCGUCCCGAGAGCUGUGGCUCGGGCAUCUUAGUUUGGUUCCUUUGAUUUUUUUAAGUGCAGGAUCACAGAGUUGAGAGGGACUUUCGAAUCCUUGAUUAACAUGAUCUUCCAUGUUGCUGUGUCCAGGACAUAGUGGCCUUAGCCUUCGACUUUGUUUCUGCUUCCACCCUGUGACCUGGGAAUGUGGGGAGGACCUGGCCACUCCCCCGCCCAGCCCUGAGCCAGGCGCGAUUGUAAGGAAACUAUUGAAAUUCAA